Molecule: messenger RNA, 1017 nt
Organism: Fusarium proliferatum ET1
Lineage: Eukaryota; Fungi; Ascomycota; Sordariomycetes; Hypocreales; Nectriaceae
Exons: 1
Coding region: 1-1017 (338 amino acids)
Biological process (GO): protein lipoylation
Cellular component (GO): mitochondrion
Source: RefSeq, a predicted model, not a curated record
AUGCCGCUUGGCUUGCGGCUGAAGGCCAUUCCGUCCUCCGCCAUAAAAUCCACUUCAUUCCGUAUCGGAGCCGGGACAUCGGCCGGUCAUGUCUUCUUCAGCCGAUGGUCAUCCACUUACGCCACUCCGACGUCAGAACUACCUUCACUCAACCUUCUCGUGCAUCGACAUCUCACAGGAUCGGGUCCUGAUGCUUUCGUCCCCUAUGACACUGCCGACAAUGAACAGGAAGAACUCCGCUCGUUGUUUCUCGAGUGGAAGAGUUUGAGCGAGGAACAACAACAAGACAGAGGCCACAUACCCCGCCCUCAUCUUCUUUCUUUUGAACCAACACCAACUCUCACGCUUGGGCGCCGACAGCGUCCCCUCACUUCCGAGCAAACCUCCUACUUCAAGUCUCCCCUCCACGUUGGUCUCCCUCAUCGCCGUAACCCUGUCAAUGAUCAGAGCUUCAUUCCCGAGGUCAAACAGACAAGCCGUGGUGGUUUGACGACCUACCAUGGCCCUGGACAGCUUGUCUUGUGGCCUGUGCUAGACAUGCACUCUCCCCUAUAUGCGCAUUACUCAGUCAUGUCAUAUGCGAACCAUCUUGAAGCGACCACACGUCGUCUACUGGCAUGUUUGUUCGGUUUAGAAACUUAUACAACUCGAGAUGAACCUGGAGUCUGGGUCCGUACCCCCGCCGGCCAACCAGAACGUAAAAUCGCAGCAAUUGGAGUUCAUCAUCGGAGACACGUCACAGCCCUUGGUAUUGCUAUCAACAUCGACGUCUCGGUAGAUGGUCCCGACGUUGUUAAUCCUUGGGCUCGUUUUGUUCCUUGUGGCCUUGAAGGUAAGCUUGUCACCUCGGUGGCCGCCGAAUUAGCAAUGAAAGAUGGUAUUGUGCGACUUGGUGGCUGGAAUACUGCCUCGCUAGCAGCCGUGUGGGCGAAGAUAUUCGAAGAAGGGAUAGUAGAUGAUACAAAGAGAAGUAUUGACGGCGAGGGGAGCUCCCAGUUCCGUCGAGCAGUCUCGUGA